Molecule: messenger RNA, 6770 nt
Organism: Gopherus evgoodei (Goodes thornscrub tortoise)
Lineage: Eukaryota; Metazoa; Chordata; Testudines; Testudinidae
Gene: DDR2
Product: discoidin domain receptor tyrosine kinase 2
Exons: 18
Coding region: 1788-4355 (855 amino acids)
Biological process (GO): positive regulation of kinase activity; protein phosphorylation; multicellular organism development
Cellular component (GO): membrane; signaling receptor complex
Molecular function (GO): collagen binding; protein tyrosine kinase collagen receptor activity; ATP binding
Source: RefSeq, a predicted model, not a curated record
AGUGGUGCCCCCAGGGAGAGUGAGGCCCUACGCGGCUGCCUAUUCUGCCUAUGCCUAAGGACGGCCCUGUGCAUCAGGGUCACAGGGAUCCAGUGGGUCUGGCAUUUACAUAUUAGUUUACCGAAGCGUGUCAGGUAAGGAGGUUUCUGCUGAAAGCCUGUGUCGCACUGGUUACCCUCAUCAUUGCAAAGUAUAUGUGCAGUUGAUACGUACAGAGAUGUGUGUAUACAUAGAACAUUAUGGUCUUAAAACCUGGUAGUUAAAGGAAGGCCACCAAGAGGUACAUGUCUUGAGACAAGUUCCACCAGACAGCAGGUGGGAGGCAGGUAUCUCCCUGCUAACCAUUGUGUAUUGUGAGUCUUACCAUAGGAAUCAAUUUGCAUCCUGAGUCAAAUGCUAAUGAGGGGAUUGUGGGGAUGUCAGGAGAAGAAAUGUACAGAAAGAGGUGACCUGUGGGGGGAGGGGAGUGGGAGACCCUCAUUACAGGUGAACAACAAAGGACUGGUCUAAUAUAUCUAGGGGUGCAGAGACACUGCAUAUCCUUCAUCUGGGGAGACACUGCCAGCUGGUUUGGUCUUCUGAAAGGAGGUUCUGACGCUCAGCCAGCCUGGGUGCAAAUCACUGGGAGAAAGACUUUGAUGGAGCAGCACCUUGUUAGACAGGAGGGCAUCUCGUUACUGGAGUCUAUGCUCUAGAAUGUGUGUUAUGCUUUGUUAUGUGAACCUUUGUUUCCAAUAGCUCUGCCUGUUGUCAUUUGAAUCUCUGGUCUUUGCUAGAUGUACGCUUGCUUUCUCUGGAACCCAGCCUAAGUGCUGAGGGUUGAGCACAGCAGUGGUCUGAGGUAGAACAGGUAAGCUGGGGUGCACUUUUCCUCUGAGAGCAGCCAGUCUGUGAACAUCCAGUGGAGCAGGGCCUGGGCAUUCCUGGGGAUGCUCAGGGACGGGGUGUGUCUGUUACUAGCCUGCAGGGGGCAGUGGAGCUCACGUGGGCUGAGAGGGGAAUGCUGGUGCUGCCUGUGGCUGGUGGUGCCAGGGAGCUGAUCCCUGGCAGAGGCAGAUAGGGCUUCCACAUGUGAAGGGCAGGCAGUAGUGAGGUGCCUCCCAGGCCUGGGUAUCCCAAGAAGCCUCCCAAACACUGAGCAUGGAGCUAGAAGAGCCCAUCCAGUCCCCAAGCAUCAACCUCUGAAGGAAGGGAUUAUAAAACAGAGGAGCUCCCCUCCUCCAGGGAAACAUGGUCCCGCACCUCUGCCAAGGCCCAACUCUCUGGGCUAGGGAGAUUUACAGGCUGCCUCCCUUUGCUCAGGCUGUCUCCUGGAUAUGUGGAGUGUCCUGUUCCACCCUGCCCCCAAGGGCGCACAAGGAAUGGCUCCAGGCAGCAUGGAAAGAGACAACUCUGCUCUGCUACCUAAAUCAACAAGCCAUAAAACACCCCUGAAACAAUCUGCCUGGGUCUGUAAAGCCACUCACUGCUUUGGGAUUGUUUCCUUCCUCUGAAUGGGUUUUGCUGUAAAUUACAGCUCUGUGCGCAUUCCCUUGGGCCGAGCGAGCCUCUGCAGAGAAGCCAGCUCUGAUUGGUGUCUGGCUCCCCCAGCCCCCAAUUGAAGCCAAAUGUGCAAGAUGUGGGAUUGUGGGACGUUGGCCGGGGCCCAGGAAUCCGCAGAAUGCCCCGGCGCUCGGCGGCGUCUUGCAUCAGCCGGCAGAAGUUCACGCUGGGCCGGGAAAAGAAAUCUGUGGCCCUUCUCUGGCGCGUCUUGGGCUGCUGCUCUGGGGCUGAAGUAACCUGCCGUGAUGAUCUCCCCUCCCAGGAUGCCCCUCCUGCUGCUGCUGCUUCACAUCCCAAGUGCUGCCAAAGCUCAGGUUAAUCCAGCUGUGUGCCGUUAUCCUCUGGGCAUGUCAGGCGGCCACAUCCCGGACGAAGACAUCUCUGCCUCCAGCCAGUGGUCUGAAUCCACAGCAGCCAAGUAUGGAAGGCUUGACUCAGAAGAGGGUGAUGGGGCUUGGUGUCCGGAGAUCCCCGUUGAGCCGGAUGACCUCAAGGAGUUCCUUCAGAUUGACCUGCACGCCCUGCACUUUAUCACCCUGGUGGGGACCCAGGGGCGACAUGCUGGCGGCCACGGCAACGAGUUUGCACCAAUGUACAAGAUCAAUUACAGUCGGGAUGGCACCCGGUGGAUUUCCUGGAGGAACCGGCAUGGGAAGCAGGUGCUGGAUGGAAACACCAACCCUUAUGACAUUGUCCUCAAGGACCUGGAGCCUCCCAUCAUAGCUCGCUUCAUACGCUUCAUUCCCAUCACUGACCACUCCAUGAACGUCUGUCUGCGAGUGGAGCUCUAUGGCUGCACGUGGCUAGAUGGGCUGGUUUCCUACAAUGCUCCUGCUGGACAGCAGUUCGUCCUUCCCAGCGGCACAGUCAUUUACCUCAAUGAUUCUGUGUAUGACGGCGCUUUUGGCUACAGCAUGACUGAGGGACUGGGCCAGCUGACGGACGGUGUUUCUGGCCUGGAUGACUUCACACAGACCCACGAGUACCACAUGUGGCCUGGCUAUGACUAUGUGGGGUGGCGCAAUGAGAGCGCUGCUGGGGGCUACAUUGAAAUCAUGUUUGAAUUUGAUCGGAUCAGAAACUUCACCACCAUGAAGGUACACUGCAACAACAUGUUUGCCAAGGGGGUGAAGAUCUUCAAGGAAGUUCAGUGCUAUUUCCGCUCCGAUGCCAAUGAGUGGGAGCCCAACACCAUCUCCUCGGUGCUGGUGCUGGAUGAUGUCAACCCCAGUGCACGGUUCGUCACCGUGCCCUUGCUUCAUCGUAUGGCCAGCGCCAUCAAGUGCCAGUAUUACUUUGCCGACACCUGGAUGAUGUUCAGUGAGAUCACUUUCCAGUCAGAUGCAGCCAUGUACAACAACUCCGGAGCCCCUUCCGAGUCUCCUGCAGCACCCACCACUUACGAUCCAACCCUCAAAGUGGAUGAUAGCAACACACGCAUCCUAAUUGGCUGCCUGGUGGCAAUCAUCUUCAUCCUGGUGGCCAUCAUUGUCAUCAUCCUGUGGAGGCAGUUCUGGCAGAAGAUGCUGGAGAAGGCUUCUCGGCGGAUGCUGGAUGACGAAAUGACCGUCAGCCUCUCCCUGCCUAGUGAAUCCAGCAUGUUCAACCGCAACCACUCCUCCUCAUCUAGUGAGCAGGAGUCCAACUCCACCUAUGACCGCAUCUUCCCCCUGGGCCCAGACUACCAGGAGCCCUCACGGUUGAUCCGCAAACUGCCAGAGUUUGUCCCAGGAGACGAAGAGGCAGGCUGCAGUGGAGUCGUCAAACCCGCCCAGCCAAGUGGCCCCGAGGGAGUCCCCCAUUAUGCAGAAGCUGACAUUGUGAAUCUGCAGGGGGUUACAGGCAGCAAUACCUACUCUGUGCCUGCCGUCACUAUGGACCUGCUCUCGGGCAAGGAUGUGGCUGUGGAAGAGUUCCCUAGGAAACUGCUAACCUUCAAGGAGAAGCUUGGAGAAGGCCAGUUUGGGGAGGUUCAUCUCUGUGAAGUGGAGGGGAUGGAAAAGUUCAUGGACAAAGAUUUUGCUUUGGACGUCAGCUCCAACCAACCUGUGCUGGUGGCUGUGAAAAUGCUGCGAGCAGAUGCCAACAAGAAUGCCAGAAAUGACUUUCUGAAGGAGAUUAAGAUCAUGUCACGGCUCAAGGACCCCAAUAUCAUCCGGCUGCUGGCAGUGUGCAUCACUGACGACCCUCUCUGCAUGAUUACUGAGUACAUGGAGAAUGGCGACCUCAACCAGUUCCUAUCCCGCCAUGAGCCCCAGCUCCCCCCUGCCAGCAAUGGACCCAUUGUCAGCUACACUGACCUGAAGUUCAUGGCCACUCAGAUUGCCUCUGGUAUGAAGUACCUCUCCUCUCUGAAUUUUGUGCAUCGGGACCUGGCCACACGCAACUGCUUGGUGGGUAAGAACUACACCAUCAAAAUAGCAGACUUUGGCAUGAGCAGGAACCUGUACAGUGGAGACUACUACCGAAUCCAGGGGCGGGCCGUGCUCCCUAUUCGCUGGAUGUCCUGGGAGAGUAUUUUAUUGGGAAAAUUCACUACAGCCAGUGAUGUCUGGGCUUUUGGGGUGACACUAUGGGAGACCUUCACUUUUUGCCGAGAGCAGCCGUAUUCCCAGCUGUCAGAUGAACAGGUCAUUGAGAAUACUGGAGAAUUCUUCAGGGAUCAGGGGCGGCAGACAUACCUUCCCCAACCUGCUCUCUGCCCUGAUCCUGUCUACAAGCUAAUGCUCAGCUGCUGGAGACGAGACACGAAAGAUCGCCCUUCCUUCCAGGAAAUUCACCGCCUCUUGCAACCAUCAGCCAGCGAAGAGUGACACUUUGCUUCCCUUACACGUCCUGCUCCUCAUCCCACCCCAGAAGACCCACCUGUAAAAACUGAAGCCACUUCACCUGGACUCACAACAAAACCUGGGCAGUGGGGCUUCUUCUACUGCACAUUAAAAUACCACCAUAAGCGGAGAAAAAAAUGAGAAGGAACUAAGCCUAGAUCAGACCAAAUCCAUAAUUCAUAUGACAAGCUAACUCUGGAAUGACAACGGAUGAACAAGGGUUAUUGAUAGAUGUGGCAUGUUCCUGUUUAUCAGUGGAUUCAGUCAAAAAGGAUUAUGGUUUCCCGUUUUGGAAGGGGAAAAGUAAGGCCCAUGUUCUCUAUUAGGCUCCUCGUGUGCUGGAAAUGCAUCCGUGGAUGGGAGCACACACCAGGAAAGUGCAUGGUAAAGGGAGGGUAUUUGGGGGAUGUGCCGAGUGCAGGGAAUGCAGGUGAGGAACACAGUGAUGCAGGAGUUGCCACUAAAGCAGAUUGGGCUGUGCAAUUACAAAGUGAAAAGUGAACCUGUCUGGUCACUUUUAGGCUUCAGACAGGCUAAAUGGAUUUAGCAUUUGCCUGAUUAGGAUUACUCCCAUCCUUGUUUGGUUACAGCCCGUUAGACAGGGGAAAGCCCAAACACAUUGUGUAGUACAAUGUGCCAGCUGCUGGGCUGGAAUGUGCAUUCUGCUUGGUAGGUGAACAUUCCCACUGCAGUGGGGGCAUUGCUUUCUGAGGAGCAUAUGGUUUACUGCAUCUGCUGCAGGACCAAUGAGGAAUGACAAGCCACCCAUCUAGAGGACAGCAGAAGUGCCCUCUUCUGACUCAGGCACGGCCUCUUGAGAGGACUUCAUGUUCCUGAGAAAUGCAUUCUGCAUCUGCUGUUCAUGCUAUCAGGGUAGGGAAAUCCUACAGCUACCAGAUUAGUAGGGUAGGUGCUAGCUCUGCAUUUCCUGAGAAUCAGGGUUAGAGAGAUGUUUUAGAACAAACAUUUCAUUUCAAAGGUUAAAUGGCCAUAAUCGCCCAGUUCCCUCCCCAUGUAUAACCCCCUGCCCCCGAGCUUUAAUAAGGAAAGGAACAGGAUGUUGCACUGCUCUGGACAUCCGCCAGCACCAAGGGCUGCCACUAGCACCCACCCCUGCCUGCAGUAACCUUGAGUACCAUGAUAACAUUGCUUGUUGUGAAUACAAUGCCUGGAGUUACCACUAACGAUAGCUCCUCUCCUACCCACCCCAUCUUGACACAGAGGCUCCCUUGGCAUGUCAGGUUCUGUUCUAGGACUUUGUCUGACUCCCAGCAGUGGUCUAGAAGGAUUUCCAGCUGAAAGUACGUGGGACCAAUCUAGCUGUGGUUGGAGCUUCUGUGAGAAUGAAUGUGCUCCCUGCCAUUCCCCAGAUUUGGUUGCUGCAUGAAUGAUUUGGGCAGUGUCCCUACUGGCGCUGUUUGCUCUGUCAGUUUCCAAUCAGUGUACACAAAGGGACUUGCUGAUGCAAUGGGUAUGAAAAUGAGACCCUUAGAGUACGGCAUACACCUCUGUUUCCUGCAAGGAUGCCUCUUAUUUGCAUACACACCAGUCCUUGAAAUUCAACAGAGAACACAGUUGGUCUGAUAUGCUCAUACUGAGAUGCCCAAACCUCUAGCACUGUUUCCAGUAUAGUAUAACCUAGCAUGGAUAGGGCAUGCGUAUAUGAGUGCUUAGCCUAUGCUAAGUGAGCAAACCAUUGCAGGGACGUGGGCUGUGUGAAAUAGUUGGCUGCCUCACUCGUCCUGACAGCAGCUGGUAUGUCAACACAGCAGCUCUAUUUGCACCAGAACCAUCUUGGCUAUCAGCACCCAGAAAGACUUGCAAUUGCAGUUGUACCAGUUGCCAGGGUGUCUAGAAUGACUCACGAAUAUGGGUGCCAGUCUCAGGGCAGUCUGUUAAGAAACAAGGCACGAACCCCAAACUCCCAAACUUGUAUGUUCUGUACUUAGAUUUCAUCAACCAAGUAACAAAUGUGAACUCCUCAAACAUUGUAACAGCCUUAACUUGGAGCCACAGACAGUCCCCUCAGACGCUCAGGGUUGUCUUGUCACCCAGGCAAGCCUGCCUCUGUGAUAGAUGGUCCCUUACACCAAAAAUCACAGCAAUAUUCAGGUUAUUCCCAGUCCAAAGUACCAGUCACUUAACCCAGGUCAAGUGCACCCUAGAUUUCUCACUAAAGAUAAUGUUUGUAGCCAAUCCUGUAAUAAACUAUCUAAAGGUUUAUUAAAAGAAAUAAGAGUUAUUUACAAGGUUAAAGCAGGUGCCAAAAGAUUGCGAUAGCUGCUAUAGUGUGCAAGCUUAUAUGCUCUUUAGGGCUAAACCAGCUGCGGAUCUUUGCUUCUUCUUCGAGUGAUUGCUCAUAUCCAUUCCAGUUAGGUGUGCGCGCUGCGCGUGCACGUU